GCUUGUGUUUAUUUCUCAUGGGUACUGCUCUAAAAAUAUCACCAUGCCCUUGUGAUGAUGAUGGGUGUGUCCUGCAGGAUGCUCUAUAACACCUCAAUCCGAGGUCUCUGUGAUGCAUUCGGGUUGCUCCUGAGAUCUUUCCCAAAUUUGAAGCUUGCAAAAGAGCAUUUUAUAUGGAUACUUUGUCCACACCCUCUGUGGAAGAAACCAUGUAUAUGGGAAGUGAAGAGGAAGAAGAAGAAGAAGAAGAUGAGGAGACAAAUGGAAGUGAAGAGGAGGAUAAAGAUGAUUCGCAAACAGAUCAGUCAUCUGUUGGGAAGCAGCAGAGACCAGCCUGGGCUCCAUGUUUCUUCUACAGAGCUGGGAAAGAGGUGUACAACUAUGUCGGCCAGGAGAUCAUCAUUCAAGAGGCUCUGGACUCGUAUGCUGGCAUGAUAUGGCCGGCAGGGUUGGCUCUCUGUCAUUACCUGGACACUCAUCGAGAACAGAUCAAUCUUGUAGAUAAAGCAGUCCUGGAGAUCGGAGCAGGAACCGGCCUUGUGUCUGUCGUAGCAGCGCUCCUUGGUGGCUGGGUCACAGCCACAGACCUACCAGAGGUCCUGAACAACCUGAGGGUCAAUCUGUGCAGAAAUACCAGGGGCCACUGCAGACACACGCCCCAGGUAGCAACUUUGUCAUGGGGCUACGACCUGGAGCGCACUUACCCAUCAUCGGUUUACCGCUACGACUACGUGCUAGCAGCCGAUGUGGUCUACCAUCAUGACUUCCUGGAUGAGCUCCUGGUCACCAUGAAGCAUUUCUGCAAACCGGGAACAACUCUGAUCUGGGCCAACAAGGUCAGGUUUGAGUCUGACUUGACUUUCACUGAGAACUUUAAAAAGGCCUUUAACACAAGCUUAUUGGCCGAGGAUGGAGAGAUGAAGAUCUUCAUGGCAACAAGUAGAGAAGGAGAAGAAUGUUUUAGUGAUGUGGUGCUGGAAGAUCCGCUGAGACAGAAGGAGGGGAGAGAAACGAAGGAGGUUGAAGAUAAAGAUAAGAAGAGGAAAGAAGCAGAAAUCCUGUAAUUCAAAAUUCAAUUAAGGUCUGGAACCAACUAUUGGGCACAGUAAAGGCUCCUAAAAUGUAUCUGGAUGCUCCAAUUUGUAACAAUCAUGCCUUCAGACCUGGGCUGGAGGACAUCACGUUUGUGACAUGGCAAAGAAGAGGGAUUUGUUCUCUCAAAGAUAUUUAUAUUGAUGGGCAUUUUCCAUCUUUUCAGCAACUGAGGGUGAAAUUUAAUCUUCCUAAUUCCCAUUUUUUCAGAUUUUUACAGUUGAGACAUUUCAUCAAAGCAUCUAUUCCACAAUAUGAUUUGAUUCCUCGAAACUCAGUGCUUGACAGCUUCGUGUCAGUUGAGCCCUACACUAGAGGUGCUGUGUCUUGCUUUUACAGGGCCUUACUAGAUAUAUACAGUCCUUCAUCUGAUACUUUUAGGGAGCAGUGGCAGGAAGAACUGGGGGUGGAUGUUACUGAUGAUGUUUGGCAAGAGUGCAUUAAGAAUAUAUAUUGUAGUUCUAUAAAUGCUAGACAUAAUCUGAUCCAAUUUAAGGUUGUGUAUAGGUUGCAUUUUUCUCCCACUACAGCUUUUUUGGAAUCAUCUGUUUGAUUUUCUGACCAAAGCCAUUGGCAGGGAGGUCCCAUGUACCCCCUUUGCAGCAUUGUUCGGGGUGUCUAAACCGGGAUGGGCAAGGGACAAGACAGAGACGCAGGUUGUGUCAAUGACUACACUUGUGGCUAGAAAGCUGAUACUUCUCUGCUGGAAGUCUGAUAAACCUCCUACCUUCGAAAUGUGGUUGAGGGAAUUUGGAAAUGUACUCCAUCUGGAGAAAAUCAGGUUUACCUUGUCUAACCGAAAGAGAGUGUUUUAUAAGAUUUGGCAACCAGUCAUUAGCCUGAUGGAUAAACUUAAGUGAAAUGUACUCUGUUUUAACAUUUAUAUACGCUGUAUUACCACCUUGUUGACUUGCUGUCCACCUUCUAUUGUGUUCUCUUGAAGGUGGUUGUUGUAUACUGUCCAAU
Messenger RNA from Oreochromis aureus, 2058 nucleotides. RefSeq names its product protein-lysine methyltransferase METTL21C-like. Gene Ontology annotation, molecular function: protein-lysine N-methyltransferase activity. Gene Ontology annotation, cellular component: cytosol; cytoplasm. Bases 174 to 1064 code for a protein of 296 amino acids. Lineage: Eukaryota; Metazoa; Chordata; Actinopteri; Cichliformes; Cichlidae. The record is from RefSeq and is a predicted model, not a curated record. The transcript has 5 exons. Gene Ontology annotation, biological process: peptidyl-lysine methylation.